AUGGGGCAGGAUUACUACGCCGUGCUGGAGCUGAGCCACACCGCCACGGAUGCCGACAUUAAGAAGGCAAAACUCACUAAAUGUUCACCUUGUGAUUAUGUGUUACAGGUGCUGUGCUUGAAAAGGGGAACAUUGCUAAAGCAAGUGUUUGCUCUCAGCCGAGCAGCAACACCCAGAGAAAGUUGUCUGUGUGCUGCAGGUGAUGCACUUGUGAGUUACCACAGACACUACAAAUCCCGUCCUACACAUGGCAUUGGGAAGUAUAAACAUCUGCUCCCAAAGGAGGUUCCAAAGAGAAAAAGAGACAGAGUACAGAUGAAAGAGAUAAAUGUUGGGACUGAACACGAGUAUGGAGAUAUUAACAUCCAGAUGACUUCCUAUGAUAUGUGUCUCGUGGAGCAUUUUGCUCAAUAUGUGCAUAAACUCUGCAACCACUUGUCCAUUAGAGUGAAUGAAAGCUACGCGAUGCCCACCAAAACCAACGAAGUGCUGUUCUUGGAAGAGCGAGGCUCCAAAAUGCAGCUGGAUGCAGUCCUCACCACCCACCAGAGGGUUGUCCAGAUCAGCAGAUUGAGCUCAACGUUUGCUCCAAUAUUCUUGGAAAUUAUUCAGAGCAAUCAGCCUGAAGGGGUCCAUCUGUUAAUGAAAGAGGUAUGCUUAAUUUUACCUGUGUGUUUGCAUUUUGAAGGCAGGUGUGAUGCAUGAUGUGAAUUUGCUUUG
Messenger RNA from Meleagris gallopavo (turkey), 720 nucleotides. The record is from RefSeq and is a predicted model, not a curated record. NCBI's taxonomy places the organism in Eukaryota, Metazoa, Chordata, Aves, Galliformes, Phasianidae.